Molecule: messenger RNA, 2380 nt
Organism: Seriola dumerili (greater amberjack)
Lineage: Eukaryota; Metazoa; Chordata; Actinopteri; Carangiformes; Carangidae
Gene: fkbp7
Product: peptidyl-prolyl cis-trans isomerase FKBP7-like
Molecular function (GO): peptidyl-prolyl cis-trans isomerase activity; calcium ion binding
Source: RefSeq, a predicted model, not a curated record
AUGACUGACGCAGGAAGGAAGCAGAAAAGCCUGACAGACUUAGCUCAGGACGGAAAAGUCCCUUUGCCCUGCAGCAGCUCUCCACGUCCUCCAGUGUGUUCAAACGUCAUUCAGAAGUUGCCACGAAUACACAGCAGCGGCAUGAUGUGGAAGUUAGUGAGCUGCACACUGUGCUUCUUUGUCUCCUCACAGCUCAGUUUAUGGUGCGUUUGGGCCACAGCAGAUGAGCUGGACAGCGAGGUCAAGAUCGAGGUUUUGUUCAAACCCGAGGAGUGCACUCAAAAGAGUAAAAAAGGAGAUCUGAUAAACCUUCACUACGAUGGGUUCCUCGCCAAAGAUGGUUCCCAGUUCUACUGCAGUCGAUCAGACAAAGCCGGGCAUCCUCAAUGGUUUGUGCUGGGUGUCGGACAAGUCAUCAAGGGCCUGGAUAUUGGAAUAAUGGAAAUGUGUCCUGGAGAGAAACGAAAAAUAACUGUUCCACCUGCCCUGGCAUUUGGAGAAAAAGGCAAAGAUCCAGUGCCGCCCAAUGCUACGGUGGUCUUUGAGGUGGAGGUCUACUCAGUGUCCAGGGGACCACGCAGUAUGGAAGCUUUCAGACAAAUGGACAUCGAUAAAGACCAAAGUCUCACAAAGGCUGAGGUGAAGGAAUAUUUGAAACUGGACUAUGAAAAAGGAGGGAAGCCACGUGAUGAGCCUUUCUAUGAGAAGAUCAUAACUGAUAUAUUCCACAAGAGUGACCGGGACAGAGACGGACUUAUCAGUGCAAGGGAGUAUAAUAUUUAUGAACACGAUGAGCUCUAGUGUCAGAACUAGUUGAUCCUGGUCUUUUUUUACUUUACAUACUUUGAUCAGUUAGAGAGAAAACAUGAAUAGGUUAAGGAAAAAUCCAUCCUCAGAUGCUCAUACACUGUCAGAUGUCUGUUUAUGAUUUUCAGUCAGAUUUUUUUAUGUUUUUAUUUUUUAGUCUUUACUUCAACAUGGCUCAUUUCCUGCAUCCUAACCCUGCAUGCUUCUGUCGUAGACGAAGAACAUGAGGUCAGGAGGGGUCACAACAUUUACGCUAAUGCUCAGACUUAUACUACAUACAGUAGAGAAGAUACAUAGAGUAGAGCAUUUGCAAAGAUUAAUACUAUGAACUAAAAACUUAAAACUUAAAAAAUAAAUCUAACUUUGUCUUUUAGUAGCCUCAAAUUAUAGGUCACACGCUCCAUUCAAUAUAACUGAUUGACAAUAUUUAAAAAGGUGUCCACCGGGGGUUAAUGCUUCUGAAACAGGCAUCUUGUAAUUGCUUUCCUGCCGGCUGCCACACAGAUAAAGGAGAUAUGUGUCACUUUUAUUUAAUUCCUUUGGGGUGAGUCCAAGAUAUAGACAUUAAAGACAAUAAAACCCACUUUCUAUGAUCAUUAAAACGGUAUGGUAUGCCUCUAAUCUGAAUGCGCAUAGUCAACCAAUAUUGUCCCACACCUACAACAUGGCAGUGGAGUCCCCAUGUCUUGGCUUUUUGAGUGACUGGCAUUUUCUUUAGAAAUCCUUGUGCUGUGAAAAGACUGUAGCUCUGAAUAUCACAAUCACCUUGUCCAUGUUAGACCAGUUAUUCAUGAUAAUGAUGAGAACAUUUUCACAGGCUUCUCCUUGAUCUACUGCAGCUGAGAUUGUAUUUCAUCAGUAUGUUGCUUUGGAUUGAAUGAAUAAAACAUCAAACACCUAAAUAGGAUCCAAAAUACUGGGGAAUCGCCCUUAGCUGUUUUUUUUUUUUUAAAAACGUCUUGAAGAGUUUCAGGGUGGAUUUUUCUUUUAAAAAGCAGACAGGAUAUAACUGUGUCCCCAACACAGCUUUCCAAACCAGCAGACUAGACAAGUAUUAAACUAUGCAAGUAAGAACAUCUGCAUCACCUGUGAAAACCUUUACUUUUCUGCAAACACCACUUCAUUUUAAUAUUUGAAAUGUUUUAUUCUUAUCUUUUGGUUAACUCUCAAUUUGCAGCACAAAGAACAAACCAAAAGAUUUCACAAUGAUGUGGAAUCAGUGGCUUUAAGACUAGAACACGACCGUCACAGUAAGAACUGAGACCAUGAACAAACGUCUCUAACUUUGCCACCUUCCUCUGAAUGUUCUGCCCUCUAAUCUGCAGUAUUGCACUAGUGCACGGAGGUGACUACAUUACUUUUUAAUUUUUCAAAUUGAAUGUCCAAUAUAAACAAACAGAGAUUAAAUGUGGCUGUGGUUUGAAUAUAAUUGAUGAUAAACAUACGCACAUGCGUACGUGUUGUGGUCUGUCAGAAAUGUUUACAAGUUUUGUGUACAUCUUUUCAUCAUGAUUAACAUUUUAUUCAGGUGAACCAUUGUUGUAUUUAGUAACACAAUAAAUAAACCAUGUUA